AAACCGUUCAUCAUCAUCAUCUUCAUCGUUCAUGUAGCCAUAUCUGGUUUGCAGAGAAAGCCCAACAGAUCUGCGAAAAUGGCUCAGGCCAAUGUGUUUGAGGCGAACAGCUCUCAGAUUCAGGUGGAACACGAUAAAAAGCGUCGGCAGUUUGUCAUAAGGCUGAACGGAUCCCAUGAUCGAGCAGUCCUCCUGUACGAAUAUGUUGGGAAGAAGACGGUGGAUUUACAACACACAGAGGUCCCAGAUGCUUACAGAGGGAGAGGAAUUGCCAAACACCUGGCAAAGGCAGCCAUGGAUUUCGUGGUGGAGGAGGACCUGAAAGCUCAUUUGACCUGCUGGUACAUCCAGAAAUACGUCAAAGAAAACCCUCAGCCUAAGUACUUUGAACACAUCUAUCAAUGACCCUACAUGGCUCCAAAAAGACUCGAAGACAGCGACUGUGUGGCAACAUGUUUUGGGUGGGAGGUUUUUAGGAUGCAACACAACAAACCUCCCAAGUAUUGUUAAACGCACACUGAGUGAACGCAGAUUAUCUCAACCCAGAGCUGGGCCGUCAGGUGGACGUGGACUGUUGAAGAAAAAUCCCACGGUUUAGGCUUGCAGAGACAAAGCAGCCCGAAAGUGGUGGCUCGAACUUCCAGGAUGUUCUCCCCACCGCAGACUUAAAGCAAACGCUGGUUACAUGUCUAUGUCCUCAUUGGGACUCAAUAAGAGCUGCAAGUUCAGACUGAUUUCAUGUUUUUUUUUUCUAAUACAGGUCCUUCUCAAAAAAUUA
Girardinichthys multiradiatus is the source of this 778-nucleotide messenger RNA. RefSeq names its product protein NATD1-like. The transcript has 3 exons. Lineage: Eukaryota; Metazoa; Chordata; Actinopteri; Cyprinodontiformes; Goodeidae. The annotation marks the transcript as partial. The record is from RefSeq and is a predicted model, not a curated record.